Messenger RNA from Nerophis lumbriciformis (worm pipefish), 1179 nucleotides. NCBI's taxonomy places the organism in Eukaryota, Metazoa, Chordata, Actinopteri, Syngnathiformes, Syngnathidae. The record is from RefSeq and is a predicted model, not a curated record.
AUGUCUGCAUUUGAGGCCCAGGAACAGUCUCCGCCACGUUGUGGGCCUCAAUUCCCGAGCCUUGGCCAGGAGCCCCCUGAACUCAGUCUCUACAGUGAUUGUUACUACCCUCCGCCAUCCUUGCCAAGUCCUCAACGCACCACACCUACCUCUUAUGAGCUAGGUGACUACAGCACCACAUCUCCAAACCCUUACCUUUGGUUCAACGGCUCUGGGCUCAACACACCCUCAUACUUGACUACCAACGGUCCGCCUGGGAACCCAGGCCCUCCCUUCGUCCCACAGCACUAUGGCAUGCAACGGCCUUACCUGGGUCCAACUGGAGCAGGAGGCCCAGGGGGUGAAUUGAGCUGGUUCUCGCUCCCAUCACAGGAGGACCUGAUGAAGUUGGUCAGGCCGCCUUAUUCUUACUCGGCUCUCAUCGCCAUGGCUAUUCACGGGGCACCUGACAGGCGGUUGACCUUGAGUCAGAUAUAUCAGUACGUUGCAGACAACUUCCCUUUCUACAACAAGAGUAAAGCAGGAUGGCAGAAUUCCAUCAGACACAACCUGUCGCUAAAUGACUGCUUCAAAAAAGUACCAAGGGAUGAAGAUGACCCAGGCAAGGGAAACUACUGGACGCUUGACCCAAACUGUGAAAAGAUGUUUGACAAUGGGAACUUCCGCCGCAAAAGGAAGAGAAAGUCCGAUUCCCUCUCUGGUGUUGAUGGUAGUUCAGGGGGCCCUGAGUCAGGUGAGAGUGAGAGGGACAGCCCCAAACACUCUGCCAACUCUUCCCUAAACAUCUCCCAGACCCCGGACAGAAUCCCUUCACCGUCGUCAUCUGGCGCUACACCUUGUCUGAGCAGCUUCCUGUCUGAAAUGUCGGGAGUGUCAGCUGGCUCAACUACUGAUGUGGGAGGCGAUGGAUUGGGGAGAGCCCUGCAGGUCAACCUUCCCAUGGAUGGGCCACACAGGCUUCCGCAACCUACAAGUUUUAGCAGCUACUCCCCAAACUCUGCUGGCCGAGAGUGGCUUCCACAGGUGCAAGCUCCCCCUGUGCUUUCUUCUUCACCCACCCACUCUUCGCUCGGGUACCCCAGCCCCAUCCUCAGCCAGUACAAUGCAUCCAGUGGACACUUCUACCCCACCCUGAGCUCGUCAGGAAUCGUCUAUCACCGCGAGGGCACUGAAGUUUAA